Messenger RNA from Budorcas taxicolor (takin), 8116 nucleotides. RefSeq names its product cilia and flagella associated protein 46 (gene CFAP46). The transcript is spliced from 59 exons. The coding region runs from base 1 to 7830 and encodes 2609 amino acids. The record is from RefSeq and is a predicted model, not a curated record. NCBI's taxonomy places the organism in Eukaryota, Metazoa, Chordata, Mammalia, Artiodactyla, Bovidae. Gene Ontology annotation, biological process: axoneme assembly; cilium movement involved in cell motility.
AUGGACCUGGUCAUAACGCAGGAGCUGGCCCGCGCCGAGAGCCAGCAGGACGCUGACUCUCUGAAGAGGGCUUACCAGUUGAUUAAGUCCGCCAACCUGGGCAAGUCCGAGUUCGACCCCACAGAAAGCUUCAGCCCCGACCUGUUUGUUUUAUGUGCAGAGCAGGCCCUGAAGAUGGGGCAGCGGGAGGUGAGUGAAGACUGUAUCCAGAUGUACUUCAAGGUGAAGGGGCCGGUCACCCAGUUUCUGGGCCGGGCGCACCUGUGCAGGGCCCAGCUGUGUGCCCCCAAGUCCACGGAAAACAUGGAGGAAUUUGAAAAUUGUGUGACUCAGUAUAUGAAGGCGAUCAGCUUUGCAAAAGGAGAACCGAGGUAUUACUUCCUGGUAUACAACGCGUCGGUGCUUUACUGGCAGAUGGUGAGGCCAUUUCUCAAGCCUGGCUACCGCCACUACCUGGUCCCCAGCCUGGCCCAGAUGGUGAGCGCGCUCAGCCAGACGGAGGAGGAGGACAAGGAGUGGCAGGCAGAGCUGAUGUUGGAGCUCCUGGAGUGCUAUCUGCAGGCUGGGGAAAGCGGCGAGGCCGCGAAGUUUUGUGCCACCGCAGCGCCGUUCAUCAAGGCUCAUGUGCCGCAGAAAUACCGGCAAAUAUUUGCCCUGAUGGUCCAGCACGAGCUCAUGGACGAGCCUCAGUUGAAGGAAGAGAGGAGAAGCUCUAUCAGCCUGUCUGUCACUUUCCACAUUAAUAUGCUGAAAGCAAAACUGGAUCAAAAUGAUUUGCCUGAAGACGUCAACAAAAUUCUGAAGGACACCUACAAACUCUUAAGUCAGUACAAUCACCAGCGCUUGCCUUCAGUCAGAGAGGAAAAAAUGAUUUUGCUUUUUGAAUUAGCCCAUCUUUCUCUGACCUUGAAAUGCUGGGAGAUGGCCUCUGAUUGCCUCGCAGACCUGAAGAAGAUGGACAGCAAAGACCCUGCGAGGCUGAUUGAAGUUGAGUGCCUGGAGUAUGAACUGGAGGCUGUAAGACUGGAAAAUAAAAUUAAAACCUACACUCGAGAGGCUGUGGAGGCCCAGCUGGACGUAGUGCGGAGACUGGACGUCACGCUGCAGCGGGCCGCGCGCCUGGGCGAGCCCCGGCUCGUGCACACGGUGUGCGCCACCCAGUGGAACGCGUGCCUCCCGCUGCUGCAGCACAACCUGCGCCACCACCUGCGGAAGCCGCUGACCAGCAUCGCAGACGUCCUGGAGAAGGCGGACAGCCUCGCGGUGCAGCUCCGCUGCCAGGUGCACGUGGAGCUGGCGCACAUUGAGGAGGACGCGGACCGGCUGGAGCCCGCCAUGGAGCACCUGAGGAAGGCCGCACUGCUGGACGGCCUGGGCGUCUACCAGGACAGGAUCAGGAGGGCCCUCAACCGCCUGCAGCUGUGCACCACGCUGUACCAGGCGCCCACGCGCAACGAGGACAGGGCCACCAUGGCCAUCGAGCAGGCGAAGAAAGCGAUGCCCAAGGACAGCGUGCGCAAGAAGCGGGCGCUGCUGGUGAACGCGGGGCUGGCCCUGGCCCCCGACACCUUCCAGAUCGUGCUCGACAGUGAGAACGAGGCCAAAGUUUCCAUCGGGAAAACCCGGGGCCGCUUCACUUACCUGUUUGCCAAGGCACGGCACCACACACUCAGCGUGGACAAGGCCGUGGGCCACCUGCGGCGCCUGGGGGGCCAGAACGACAAGGAGCGGAUACACAUCUGGGCGGAGCUGGCCAAGGUGGCCCGGAAGCAGAACGUGUGGGACGUGUGCCGGACCGCCAGCCGCUUCUGCCUCCUGUACGACAGCGUCAAGGUGAAGAAGCUGGCCAAGUUCAAGCGAGGCAAGAAGAAGAAGGGCUGGGAUGGCCUGGGGCAGGACUCCUGGGGCCACUCCGAAGCCACCCUGCAGAAGCAGGCAUCCCCCACCCUGCUGCGCAAGUUCGCAGAGGUGGGCUUCAUCAGCGCUGAGGCCACCGUCCACCUGCUGCAGUCUGAAGGCGUGCAGCUGAACGACCAGCCCAUGCCCCCCGAGGACGUGAGCCAGCACCCGAUGGGCUACAUACCCGAGUGCCCGGAGGACAACGCCGAGUGGAUCGUGUACCGGAGCUGGGUAGAGGGCCUCUCGCAGUACGCCAUGAACUGCUGGCUGCGCUCCGCCGACAUCGGGCAGGAGAUCCAGGAGCCGUGGAUCGUGCAGAACGCCGUGGUCUAUGUGCUGAACCACAACCACCACCUCAUCAAGGCCGGGCGGCAGCGGGAGCUCCUGGACGCCUUGUACCACCUGCUGGGCAUCAUGAAGGCCGUGGGCCACAGUGGGGACUCGCUGCUGCUGGUGACGCUGUGCAGUGCGCUGGCGCGAGGCCUGAUUAUCCGCUGGAUCCCAGCCCUGGUGCCGGAGAAGGCCAGGAAGCAGGCGCGCUCCAACCCGCUCCACACGCCGCUGGACCCCGAGGCUGCCUCCGAAGUCAGGGCCGCCGUGGAGAUCUGCGAGUUUGCCCUGAACCUGACCAAUGGGAUGGAGCCCGAGGAGGUGGUGCCCGUGAGUGCCCGGCAGCAGCUCAUUGCAACGUGGGUGAAGGGCAAGCAGCUCCUGCAGCAGCAGAUCGGUCCCCGGCUGGGCACGGAGGAGCAGAGCACCAACGAGGACAUCAACUGCAUGACCAGAGUUCUUGUCGCUCUGGAGAUGUACUCCUGCAACGGGCUGGGCCUCAUGGACUUCACUGUGCCCCCCUUGGCCCAGCUGGUGAAGAUGGCCUCAGAGUGCACCUGGUCCGACCUCCUGGUGGAGUUGCAGACCCUGAUGCGGCUGACCCACUUCACCUACAUGGCCCGGGACCAUGAGGCCACCAUGGCCUGCUCACAGAAGGCCAUCCAGAUGGGCAUCAAGUACCUUCGGACCUUCAAUCCGGUGGAGGUUCAGCUGCUGGCGGAGAUGCUGAGCUCGGUGGCCUGCAUCCAGGGCAGGAGCAUCAUCGAAAACCUCAAGGGGCGGAAGCAGCUGCGCCUGGCGGCCGCCAAGGCCUUCAUCGAGAGCGCCAGGUUUGCAGGCGUCGCAGGGAGCAGCGCCCUGGUGAUGCUGGCCGCCCGGCACUGCUGGAACACCUGGCUCCCGCUGCUGGCCUCCGCCGGCGGCCGGAGGGAGUGCAAGAGCGCCACCCAGAGGCUCAUCGGCAUCGUCAACAAGACGGAGGCCCGGAAGCAGGAGAAAGGGGGAACGCUGCUUCUGCACCAGUGGCCCACGGCCGACUUCCAAAGCGGAGGGAUGACGGAAGGGAGCUUCCUCCCAGGGACCGAGGACGACCUACCGCUGCGGGCCGCGCUCUACGGGCUGCUCUUCCACAGCCACGCUGACCAGGGCGACUGGGAGGGCGGCCUCAAGGUGCUGGACGAGGCCAUGCAGGUGCUGCCGCGGACGGCGCACCGCCUCCUGAUCUUCAAACACAUGGUCAUCGUGAAGGCCAAGCUCGGCCAGAGCUUCCUGAUGGAGAUCCAGAAGUUCAGGGACCAGAGCGAGGAGUACCUGGCCCACAUGUGGCAGCGCCUGGCCCUCAACUCCAAGAGCAUGCACGGCGAGCUGACCUGCUACCACAACGCCAUCCAGGCCCUGCAGAAGCCGGAGAGCCAGUGGCAGAAGGUGGACUACAUCAUGGAGUUCAGCGAGUGGCUGUACUACAGGCAGUUCCCUCUGGAAGACGUGGUCUUCCACCUCAAGUGGGCGAUCGACAUCCUGCUGAGGAUGCACCCCGUGGGGCGCGUCCCCGAGCCGGCCGGCGUGGGGGCCACGGGCGCGGAGGAUGCAGACGAGCAGGUGUCCACUCUGGGGGCCAUGGAGGGCCCGGGGGACCCGGGGGCCCCCUCCCUGCAGGAGCUUCAGAGCGUGCGGCAGCUGGAGACGCUGGCCCGCGCCUACACGCUGCUGGCCCUGGUGGUGUCCCCAGGCGGCGCCGGCCACCAGGACUACUGCCUCGAGGCCUACGCCUUCCUGCACCGCAUCUGGCAGGUUUCUUUCUCAACAGCAGGAAAAUCCUCUUCAGAAAGUAGAAUUUCAGCAGUAGCAAGCUCGCACUUGUUGUUGCCUAAAAAAGAGAAGGAGAAAAGCAGAGACAGAGAUAAGGACAAGAUCAGAGACAAGGAGAGGGACAAGGACAAGGGGAGGGAUCCGAAGCAGUUCCAGAGCCCUGCUCCUGGCAAAUGCCUCGAAGACUUGCCCUCAAGCCUCGAAGAGUGGGCUUCCUAUGCCUGCCCCGAAGAAGUCAUAUCUGUAUUCAGACAGGAUCAGAGCGACUUUACCAUCAACUCGUCAACUAUCCAGAAGCCGACGUACAGCCUGUACUAUCUGGACCGCUUGGCGGAGGCCCUGCAGAAGAUGUUCCUUCACGAGCUGGCAGUCCCGGCCCUGCAGCUGGGGGCGCUCAUCGCAGCCUCCGUGGUUGAAAGCAAGAGCCUCAAGGACCUCUACCACCUCCGACUUGCCCUGGCUUGUUCCGAGUUGAGGUUGAGGGAGGCAGCCACGUACCACGAGGAGGUGGUGGGGCAGGCCUACAUCUGCGACGUGGAGCAGGCCAGCUGCAGAAAAGAAAUUGCCUUGAAAAAGGAGAAAAAUAAGGAGCCUCUAUUAGAAGAAAGUCUGCCAACACUGACUGAGCCCCCCGCUUCGGCCCCACAGGCAGAGAUGAAGCCCCUUGUAGCGCAGGAUAAGAUCCUGAAGGUAAACGAAGAGACGGGCAAGGGCCUGGACGGAACGUCCUUCCCGCUGCUGUGGACCCUCAAGGCCGAAGUCCUGCUGGAGAUGGAGCUGUACCAGCCUGCGCGGCUGCUGCUGUCAGAGGCAUAUCUGGCCUUCCAGGAGCUGGGCGACCCUCUCGCACAGGCCAGAUGCCUGCAUUUGCUGGCACAGCUCGCCAACAAGGAGAAGAAGCACGGGCAGGCUCAGCGGAUGGUGGAGCAGGCCCAGCGCCUGGGAGGCAGCGAGGAGUUCUGGUACCAGUCCACCCUGACCCUGGCGGACACGCUGCUGUCCGCAGAGGGUGAGAGGAGAGAGACCCUGGUCUGCAAGCUAUUCCAGAAACUCAUAGACACCUUCAACGUACUCAAGAAGGAGAGACCAAACCGAAUGCCCAUAUUGGAAUUCCUGACCACAGACCUGGAAGCCAGGUGUGUGAGCCUCCAGAUCAAAGCGGUCCAGGAGCAGCUGGACAGAGACCCCCUGCAGAACUUGUUUCUGAUGCUGGAAAUAGACGGCCGCUUGCUGGAGGUGGAGGAGAAGUUUGUCAGCAUUGGCCGCAAGGAGAAGUGCAUGGACAUUCAGCUGGAGCGGGCCCGCCUGAAGAGGUUGUGUGCCCUAAGUGAGAAAUACGAAGAGCAGAGAACUGCAUGGUACUUGGAAGCGUACGACCUGGCCCAGAGAGCCGUGGCUGGAGCGGUGGACCUGUUUCUCAGCGUCCAGAGCUUACUGUCCCUUCAUGACUUACAGAAUGUCAGCAGCCCUUUGAUGCGAAGACUCCGGCACCUCAGGCUUAGCCUCGUGGAGGGCUGCCUGGACACGCUGCAGCUCAUCUGGGAGGACGCCCGGAAGCGGCAGCUGGAGCAGAGCUCCACGGACAAGCUGCUGUCCGACUUCCUGCAGAGCCCCAGUGACUACACCGCUGUCGGCCUGAAGUGGUUCAACCUGAAGCACAGUCUGGCGCACAUGGUGCUGGCGCAGCUGGGGAGCCUGCAGUCGCUGAGUGCAGACUGCGAGGAGCCACACCCACGGCUCCUGGGCCUGGCCGGGAAGGCGCUGCACCUGCUGGCCGAGAACUGGGACCUCCUGCUCCCCGCCUGCUACUGGGAGGAGAGCCUCUGGGGGGCCCCUGAGCUGAGCAGCCUCAGGGGUCUGGAGGUCAACCAGGAGGACCUGGAACAUGAAGGGCCCUACAGUGAACUGCCAUCGUUCAGGGCCGCCCCCGAGGAGCAGAGGAAGGGCUGGGAUCAGAGGAGGAGGGUGGUGCUGGCCCAGCAGUACCUGGCCCAGGCGUCCGAGGUGCUGCUGCAGUGCCUACAUGGGGCCCUGGGCAGCAACCUCCUGGACGUCGCCGCGGCCGCCAGCCUGGAAAUGGUGGAGUGCAUAGGCAUCCUGGAGCCGGUGACCGCCUGCCAGUUCCUCGCGCUGUCUCAGAGCUGCUCGGCCUCCGAGAGGAUGCGUGAUGUCCUGGUCGCAGCCACGGCCAACACCAGCAGCUCACAGCUGGCUGCGCUGCUGCAGCUCCAAGACAGGCUGAGGCACCAGGAGAGGACGUCCACCAACCUGUGUGCCAGCGUGGAGCAGAGACUGGCCACCAUAUCCAAGGCUUGGCAAAACCUCUGGGUCACGGAACAGCACUUUAACCUCUUGAAUGACAUUCCUCCCACGGCGCGGAUCGUCUUUCUGCACCACUCCAGGGACAGGACCCAUCUGUACGGCGCCUCCUAUGACAAACCCAAGUCCAUCCCUGCGGCCAAAGGCAGAAUACUCCAGACCGGGGGCUCCUGCAGGGUGGCUCGGGUGGCCGUGAGCCCCGCCGACUUCUCCCGCCUGCUGGCCAGGGUCCAGCAGUUCCGGGAGCAGGCCCAGGCUGAGGCCUACAGUAGGGACAUAGCCCUGAGCACUGGCCUGGAGUCAGAAGGCGUGCCCCCGAUGGGGGAGGACCGUGCGCUGCCGAGGUUUGAGGCGGUUUUGAAGUCUAUGGAGCAGUACCUGCAGCCGCUGUUCCCGCUGCUCAGCUGCCCCCCAGAGCCCAGAGCACCGAUCCCCAUGGUUGUUGCAGAUUCUGGAAAAACCAAGGGCAAAGACAAGGAGAGGAAAGCGUCCCUGUCCCAGGUGCAACCCGAGGUCGCAGAUGACGUCAUCCUGAUCGCGGACAGGCACCUGCUGGAGCUGCCACUGGAAGGGCUCUCCGUGUUCGACGACGGGCUGGUCUCCUCACUGUCACGGGAGUUUUCUCUCCAGAUGCUGUGCAAUCGCCUCCGCAGAGAGGAGCCAGAAGGGAACAUGAAGAAGGAGAGCAGAGGCAGAGAUCACAAGAAGAGAGGCGCAGCACGGAAGCCCGGGAAGGGCAGCGCACCGCGGAUCGUCCCCUCCCACUGCGUCCUCGUCGACUCGGACAGCUUCAAGUUCGUCGUGGAUCCCUACGAGGAGGCCCAAGGCCCAGAAAUGCUGACUCCUGUCUCCGUGACCCGGGAAAUUUUGGAAAGAUUCCGAGACACGUUCACUGCGAAAUGGACGGGGCACCUGGGCAAUAAGCAGUUUCCCAGCCAGGCCGAGUGGGAGCAGCUUCUGGGCAGCUGCACAGGCUUCUUCUUCUACGGCAUGGAGAACUUCCUAUCGCACAUAUUAGUGGAAAGGCUGGCCGCCAUGAACUUGGAAGAGUGCCAGCUGGUGGUGCUGCUGGACCUGGCCCAGUCCUACGAGAGUGUACGGCGCCACGCGGAGUCCUCGGAGAGCAGGAGUGAACUCCAGCUGUCCUUGGAGGAGCCAGUCGAGACCGCCAUCCUCCUGAGCCUGGUGGGGGUCGGGAGCAUCGUGGCGAGCCAGUGGCCUACGGUCCUGCAGGACAAUGCGAUGCGGGCCCGGGUCCUGUGGGAAAAUCUGUUGGCAGUUGGCAGGCCGAUCGGGAGGACAAUUCGCCUGCUUCAGGAGGUGGGAGCCAGUGAAGCCGCCCACCACGACGAGUCCCUGCACGCUUGGAAGGACCGGCCAGCGGCGCUCCGGCCACAGCUGCAAGGCUCCGAGUGGCUCCCCAUCACCCUCAACACGGUCCUCUAUGGGCUGCCGCACCAGGCCAUCGUGUGAGGGGCACCCGGCACGCUCCCGGGGGCCUUCAGCCUCCUCCCGAGACCCCUGCCAGGCUGCGUAGCAGAGCCCCCACCCCGUUCUGCACAGGGCAGCACCUGCCCAUCUCCACCGUGAAGCCAGGGCCCCAUGGGGGGAGGAGAGUCUCUGGGGCUGGGUGGGGGUACCUGGGCCCACCCUACAGCUGCCUGGACCCUGGGCCCCUUGCUUCUCCAGGCUCUCCUUGGGGCCCCAGGCCUCCAUGCCUUUGCUCCUAAUGAGGACACGGGUCUGUCCAAGUGCUUCA